AUGGCGGAAGGAACUAGAAUGAAGAGUUUUGAAGAGCAGCUCAGGAAACAAGAGGCUAGGAUCCAAGCAGUCAUUGAUUCCUUGGCUGCGGACAAGCAGGCUAUGGACGAACGGUUGGAAGGUAAUCAAAGGGAGAUGCGAGCUCUAAUGGAAACCAAUAACUCAGAGCUGAAAAGCUUCAUGAGUACUCAAAUCAGUUCCAUUUUGAGGAGUUUGCAAGGUGACAGGGGCAUUUUGGGAAAUCCUACGGGCUCAGCAGAGAGGACUCCUAAUCAUCGCAGUACUGGAGCUCAAGGUGUUCGACAAGGUGAAUUUGGCAAUUCAACCAGAGGAGAUGGCCAGCAUUGGCCUGUGGGGGUCCCCAGGCUAGAUUUUCCCAGGUUUGAAGGCCAUAGUCCCAAGGAGUGGAUCAGGAAGUGUGAGAAGUUCUUCCAACUGUUUCACACUCCUGAAGAUCAGCAGAUGGACUUGGUGGAAUUGCAUCUAGAAGGCAAGGCAGAUCUCUGGUAUCAAAAUUUCAAAAAAGACAGAGGGGUGGUUCAAUGGAAGGAUUUUGGUUUGGAGGUGUGUAGAAGAUUCAGCAAUGUAGGGGAAGCAGAUGCUGUAGAGGAGUUCAGCAAGCUUAGUCAAUCCUCCACCGUUCUGGCUUACCAGGAAAAGUUUGAAGAGUUGAGGUCAAUUGUAAUGCUCCAGGUGCCUGAGUUGACCGAAUCUUACUACAUAGCUAGUUUUCUAAGUGGAUUGAAAGGUGAAAUCAAAUCGGCUGUGAAGAUGCAUAGGCCACUUAGUCUACAAGCUGCAUUUGAAAUGGCCAGAUGGCAGGAACACCACUUAGAGCUUCUCCACAAGUCCAAUAGAACUUCACUCAAAAGUGGCCCACAAUCAACUCCCUAUGGUUCUACCAAGGGAGUGCAGGAUCCAGGAGUAAGGCAGACGGGUACUUUGUCACCAGAUUACAGCAGGAAAUCCAAUCCACAGCAGGUUUUCAAGAAGAUCUCCCCUACUGAGUUUCAAUACAGGAAGGACCAUAAUCUGUGUUUUAGGUGUGGAGAAAGAUUCAGUCCAGGGCAUAAUUGCAAAAGCAGGGGAAUCCACAUGAUUUUAGUAGAUGAUGGGGACAAAUGUGAUACAGAUCAGACAGUAGAUCAGACAGCAGAAGAAGAGGAAGUUAUUGAGUACGUGGGGAACCAGCAGGAGCAAGAUGUGAUGCUAACCUUGCAUGCAAUGUCAGGAGAAUUAUCAUCUAGCAUCAUCAAAAUGCAGGGGCGGUAUAAGGGUCAUCAUCUGGCAAUCCUUCUAGAUGGAGGAAGUACUAACUGCUUUAUCAAGAGAUCUGUGGCUCAGAUGUACCCAGAAAUGGUGCAGAGGCAUAGGCCUUUUAAGGUCAAGAUAGCUGAUGGCAAGGAGUUGCAAUGUGACCACUGGAUUCCUAGGAUGCAAUGGGACAUGCAGGACCACAAAUUUACACAUGAUGUGUUUGUCCUGGAUCUGGAACCUUAUGAUUUGAUAUUGGGGGUGGACUGGAUGAAAUCCUACAGUCCUAUCACUUUUGACUUCAAGAAAUUGCAUCUGUCUUUUGAAAAGGAAGGGGAGCAGGUGGUGCUAAGGGGAGAUUCCAACACUGCCAACGUUAGGAUGCAGCAAGGCUUAUCAGCUCACAAGUAUGUCAAGCAUAAGAUCAGGAAGGCUCUACAGCAGUCUUGCAUGGUGCAGAUUCACAAUUCACAGGUAAUGUCUGUACCAGAUUCUCUCACUAAAUUGUUGGCCAAAUAUGAUGAUGUCUUUGCAGAACCUAAAUCUCUCCCUCCUAACAGAUGCCAUGACCACCAAAUUCCCCUUAAAUCAGAUGCCAAACCUUUCAAAAUUCCUCCAUACAGGUACCCCCAUUUUCAAAAACAUGAAAUUGACAGGCAAGUAAAAGACAUGUUAGCCUCUGGCCUUAUACAGAUCAGCCACAGCCCCUUUGCAUCUCCUGCUCUAUUAGUCAAAAAAAAAAGAUGGGAGUUGGAGACUCUGUAUUGA
This is a messenger RNA of Coffea eugenioides, 2022 nucleotides long. RefSeq lists its product as uncharacterized. The transcript has a single exon. NCBI's taxonomy places the organism in Eukaryota, Viridiplantae, Streptophyta, Magnoliopsida, Gentianales, Rubiaceae. The record is from RefSeq and is a predicted model, not a curated record. The coding region runs from base 1 to 2022 and encodes 673 amino acids.